This is a messenger RNA of Bicyclus anynana (squinting bush brown), 783 nucleotides long. RefSeq names its product 14 kDa phosphohistidine phosphatase. Gene Ontology annotation, biological process: peptidyl-histidine dephosphorylation. The transcript has 3 exons. Gene Ontology annotation, molecular function: protein histidine phosphatase activity. NCBI's taxonomy places the organism in Eukaryota, Metazoa, Arthropoda, Insecta, Lepidoptera, Nymphalidae. The record is from RefSeq and is a predicted model, not a curated record. Gene Ontology annotation, cellular component: cytosol. Bases 99 to 563 code for a protein of 154 amino acids.
UUCUUGUGAUUGUCGUCUGUGGUGUUUUUACUUUUUAGUCUUUUUAGUUUCUCUUUUGAAAAACUAUUUAUAUUUAUAACAGAAUUUGUUACGUGCUAAUGUUAAAAUCUACAGUUAUUUUAGGGAACUUUAUACCUAUAAUAUACCGUUGUACUAGUUUAAACCAAAUAUCAAAAGUUGCAUCUGUAUACAGAGUCCAAACCAUGGCAACUGGAAGUAAUAUACCUAUUGUGGACAUAGACCCCAGUGGUGUAUUUAAAUAUAUAUUACUGAAUGUGUAUGACAAACAGAAAGAUGCUGCCAACCCACAGAUGGUUAUUGUGAGGGGUUACAAACACUGCAAUUAUCAUUCUGAUAUUUAUGAUGAAGUACAAGCAAAACUAUCACCACUCGACUGUGAACCAUUAGGCGGAGGAAGAAUAUCUCAUGAUCCUGAAAAUAAAAAAAUUCACAUCUAUGGUUACUCUCAAGGUUAUGGUAAAGCUGACCAUGAAAUAACAGCAAAGCUAAUCAAAAAUGCGUUUCCUGCUUUUACAAUAACAAUCAGUGAUGAAGGGUACUGAGAUGCUUAGAAAAUACAAUAAUUGUGUAACACACACCUAUUAAUUUUAGUUGUCAAGAAAAUAUUCUACUGAAAAAAAAAUUAAAAGAUUCUUUGAAUUGUAACACAAAAUUUUAUAUUGCAGUUGCACUUGUGAAGAAAGCAAAUAAUGAAACUACAACAUUAAUUUUACAAAGCCAGCCCUAAAAUCAGUUUGAAUAAUAUAUUACUUAUUAUUUGUA